Messenger RNA from Bicyclus anynana (squinting bush brown), 2044 nucleotides. Its product is annotated as lipase 1-like. Bases 756 to 1946 code for a protein of 396 amino acids. The record is from RefSeq and is a predicted model, not a curated record. NCBI's taxonomy places the organism in Eukaryota, Metazoa, Arthropoda, Insecta, Lepidoptera, Nymphalidae. The transcript has a single exon. Gene Ontology annotation, molecular function: hydrolase activity, acting on ester bonds.
AAGAGGCACUUUCGAUAAUCGUUAUCAUCAUACGUUAGCGUCAUACAAUAGCGAUUGUAGAAAGAGAAUCUGUAUGUAACGCGACUACAGCGUGUGUUCUGACGGUUGUCAGGCAGUUGUGAUACACUCGUACCUAUGUUUGCAGCUACAUAAAAAAAUAUAAUCUCCGUUAAACCUUUUUAUAUCAAGGAGACGACGUGCACAAAGUUCUACAAAUAUUUACACGAAAAAUACAAAUGUAAAUAGAAAGACACAAAUAAAUUUUUUUAGAGUUCAAACCUAUAAAAUAAAAAUGUUGAAUGACAUUGUAUUCUGUGUGUCCACAAUCUUUUACGCCGUAGGGAGUUCUAUCCGUACUCAAGUUACAGUGUAUUCCGAAAACAACUUAGAGCUCUAUUGCUCCCAAAACAAAUGUAUAUAAAAAAGAUGCCCUUGUACAUCCCUUUCUCCCUUUCCACUGCAUCAUUGCCAAAUGAUAAUUUAAAAUAAGCAGUGAACGUAGCAUCUUCAAGGCAAGUGUACUCCGCAUUAGGUGUUUGGAGUUAUAUUUAAAAAAAUAGCUUGGCUCCACUGUUAAAAUCCUUAAACACUGAAACUUAUGCAAUGAAUAUUUAUUGUAAUAGUGUGACACUGAACCCUGCGUGAGAGCCAACCUUGAGUUACUUUUAUGGUUUAGUAAAUACUUCAAGAUACUAGUAGGUAUAUAAUCACAUCAACCUUCAAGCGAAAGAUAUAUGUAACUAAAUAUUAUAACUAUGAGGAAGUACACGGCGCUCUGGCUAACCGUGACAUUCCUUAUAAGUCAGCAAGUUGGUUGCAUAUCUGCUGAUGAUUUACCUGAUGAUGGCGCACUGGACUCCAUAGGACUCGCCACAAAAUACGGACAUCCGCCGACGCAGUACGACGUGGUCACUGAAGAUGGAUACAUCCUCGCAGUUUACCGACUGCCGGGUGACGGUAGUAUACCAGUUUUAUUCGUUCACGGUCUCGCAGACUCCACUGACACUUUCUUGAUCAGAGGCAACACUUCACCGGCAAUAUACCUCGCCAACAAGGGAUACGACGUGUGGCUCGCCAACACCAGGGGCAACAGAUACUCGCGACGUCACAAGACCCUCGACCCUGACAAGGACCCCGAGUUCUGGCAGUUCAGCUUCCACGAGAGGGGCUGCUACGACCUGCCAGCUAUCAUCGACACCAUUUUAAACGAGACCGGCGCGAAAAACCUGACCGCCAUCGGCCACUCCGAGGGAAACACAAAUUUCUACGUACUCGGCUCGGAAAAAAAAGAAUAUAACUCGAAGAUCAACGUGCUGAUAGCACUCGGGCCCGUCGCGUACGUACAAAACUUGCCUGCACCGGCGUCCAUAUUAGUACAACUGGAACCGGUGAUCAGUGAUCUAGUGAAUAUUCUCGGCCUCAACGAACUCUUCGGCGACAACACCACACUCGGAACCAUUUCUCACACGUUAUGUUCCGUCCCAAUUCUCGGGUACACAGUGUGCGGUUACGGUCUGCUGUUUCCUUUAGUCGGAUCUGAUCCCGCAGAGUUGGAGCAAGAUUUCUUUCAAAAACUCGGCCCACACUACCCUGGAGGAAGUUCAUAUAAGAGUUUGCUGCACUUUUUGCAAGUGGGACAUAGGAAAACGUUCGCCCAAUACGAUUACGGCAAUGAGACCAAUUUAAAAGUGUACAACUCUUCGGAGCCGCCGUUGUACCAACUAGACCAAGUCACUAUGCCGGUGGCUCUGUACACCGCCGCUAACGACGGUUUCUCAACUCUAGCCGAUGUGGCGAUUCUGCAGAGCCAGCUGCCGAACGUCGUGUACUACCUGCUGAGCCCCUACGCGCUGUGUAACCACGUAGACUACGUGUGGGGCCGAACCGCAAAGAUCUACUUUUAUCCGUUUUUAGACAUCAUGUUGAACCGUUACAACCCCUUGUAGAUGCAACAAUAUCGUGUAUCGCUUUCCUCUCUUGAUAUUGUAUUGAGUUAAUGCAUUGUUACAAAUUUACAAUUAAAUCAUAUUCUUAAUAUUAAAAA